UAGAAAUAUUUUUAUAUUUAAAUAUCAAAUUUAUUUAUAUUAAAUUUAAGCUUAGUUCUCAGUUAGAAGCACAAUGAGUGGGGAUUAUAAGCCAGGCAUGCUACCAUACCCAGAACAGAACCAGUGUAAAUUGUUCUGGAAGUUUCAUUACAAAGGAGUCUUAAUGAUUCUCAUACCUAUUUUAUUUGCUCCGAUUCUAAUUGGUUGGCAUAUAGCGGCUUAUCGCCUGAUAUACGUUGGGUUGUGCAUAUAUCUAUAUUAUAUACUCAAUGUCAUCCCGGUGGGCAUAAUUGCUUUUCUACUUAUUAUCUUUUUACCGCUCUUGGGGAUUUCGGAUUCGAACGCUGUGUCCAUGAGCUACUAUGCGGAUUUAUUAUUUACCACAUAUGGCAGCAUAUUUAUGGGUCUGAUGAUGGACGCUGCAAAGCUGAGCGAUCGAUUGGCUUUGAUCGUAAUCAGCUGCUGUGGCACAAACAUAAGAGUUCUUCAGGCGUUUUUCAUGAUCAUGACCUGCUUGUCGAGCGUAUUAUUUUGCAGUACAUUUAUGUGUGCGUUUUGGAUGAAAAUUGCGCAGGCUUUAUUGAAGGAAUUUGCGGACUCCGGCAUAUUGAAGAUAGAUUCGGAUGAGGAGACAUAUGAACGGCAGGCAGCGCCAUAUCCUACGAAGCCAGUAGUUGGCAUUUAUCUAACAAUUGCCUAUUCGGCCACGUUGGGUGCCAUGGCAUCGCCAUUUCAGGAUCCCAAUAGCACGAUCAAUUUUUAUUUAAUGUCGUCCAUGACUAUAAGGACAGCCGCAUUUUUGCUACUCUUCAUUUGUCCAAUGAUUAUAGGACUGGCUGUCGUUGCAAUUUGGAUUAAUUUAAUAUUCCUUGGCGCGCCGAAGGAUGAUCUGAGUGAAAUGGCCGCUGCCAAGAAAACCAUGAAACAGGCCAUGACGGACAAGAAGCUGAGCAUGGGUAAAUGGUCGGUUCAUUCCAUAUUGGCUGUAAUUUUCAUUUUUUUGACAAUGAUUCUAUUGCUGUUGCGAGACCCGCCAUACUUUGAUAAGUUUCAAGGCUGGGACGGCUUUAUCGAUACUCAAAACCUCUCCUCGGUGCCCAUCAUAUUAAUGUGCGUGUUGUACAUAGCUGUCCCGGCUAAUUAUAUGUUCUGUAGCUACUAUUGCUGCCGGCAGCCAGAGAAGAAAGGCACUGCGCCCAGCAUGGUGGGCUGGAGGCUUUUAAAUAAUAAUACGCCAUGGGCACAAAUGCUUAUGCUGGCCGCCGCCAAUGCCUUAAUGUUUGCGUAUGAUGACUCGAAGCUAAUGAAGCUAACACACGACUGGAUUGCUCAUCAAGAAUUUUCAAAGACGGAAUCUCUAUUUGUCGGAUCUCUGCUGGCCAGCUGUCUCACUAACCUAAGUCCAGCGAUAUCUGUGAUACGCCAUACCCUAUUGCCCAUCACGACGACGAGCAACUCAAUGAAAAUUGGUACUGGAGGCCUGGUGGUUCCAUAUGCCACCGCCAUUCACAAUCAAUUUCUGCUGCCGGUCAGCACCUCGUCAAACACAAUUGUCUCAGGAUGGGGCAACGUUCGUCCGUAUCAGUUUCUUCUGGGUGGCAUUGUGCCAACGAUUGUUAUGCUGCUAGCCAUUGAACUUAGUACUUAUAUGUUGGGCGGCACGGUCUUUGAAGGAUAUUAAGCCGACUGAUCGCUUGAGGUGUGUUCAGUGAGAAAAUGUACACAAAAGUAAGAGUCCUGUGCAACAGUAGUGGAAAACUGGUGCAUUGAUUUAAGCGCUCGCCGCACUUGCACAACUGGUCACAGCCGUUAGUAGAUAGAGAGACAGAUAGAGGGAGAGAGCAUAUAUCAAUCCAAAUGUUUGUGGUGCCCUUGUUGCCUUUGGCGUGUUCGCAAUUUUCCGCCAUAUGUUAUAAAUUCUCAUAUGAAGCAUGCAAUUUUUCGAGUGGAGUGGUAAAGUUAAAGCGCAUUGUGCCGCAUGUCGAGGAAAAACAGUCGUAAAGCUGAGCAAAUCUGAUGCGACUCACUCGAAAGACAGACAGGUAGUCAGAAAAACAGAAGUGGAGUACGUAUAUAUAUAUA
This is a messenger RNA of Drosophila hydei, 2082 nucleotides long. RefSeq names its product protein I'm not dead yet. Gene Ontology annotation, cellular component: membrane. The record is from RefSeq and is a predicted model, not a curated record. Bases 74 to 1681 code for a protein of 535 amino acids. Gene Ontology annotation, biological process: citrate transport; monoatomic anion transmembrane transport. Gene Ontology annotation, molecular function: citrate transmembrane transporter activity; succinate transmembrane transporter activity. The transcript has 10 exons. Lineage: Eukaryota; Metazoa; Arthropoda; Insecta; Diptera; Drosophilidae.